Messenger RNA from Effrenium voratum, 1530 nucleotides. The record is from the annotation of a GenBank genome assembly. NCBI's taxonomy places the organism in Eukaryota, Dinophyceae, Suessiales, Symbiodiniaceae.
AGGUCUUGAUUUUAAUCAUCAGUGCCAUGGAGCCUGCGGCACCGACAAUUGCCAGGAGGAUCCACGUGCCUCGGUUGACAGCCAGCGCUGCGAGCAGCACUGGUCCCCAUUCCCUUGCCAGGCCCGGGCCUGGGGUUGGCGCUGGCGUGCCUUGCAAGCCAAUCGCCUGCCUCGUUGGAGUGGCCCUCUGCGCACAAGCCGUGGCGGAGCCAAAGAAGCGCAGGCGGACUCGACGGCCUCAGCCGAAACCAGCCGCGCCGAAGGAGGACGCAGUAGCAGAGGGAGCAGAAGAGGUGACACCAAAGAAGAAGACUGGCUUCCCAGCGCACUGGAGGGCGGGGCAAUUGGCCGCGGGCCUGAAGUCUGGGCGCUUGCUGACUGGUCAGCUGCGCUGCCCCAAGUCUCAGACUCGAGGCUUGGUGCUGGUCCACGACCUCGGAGAGUUCGUUGUGAAGGGAAGCCAAAACAUGAAUCGGGCAGUGGAUGGAGACAUUGUUGUGAUUGAGCGGCUCACGGCUGCGCAGGAUGCAACGGCAGCGACCGUGCUGAGACAUGGGAUGAUCACAGAGGAAGACGAGGUGCAGAAGGUGAUGCAGGAAGGUUCGGAGGCCCUCCUUUUUGGAGACAAGCCUGGUGCGAGGAUUGUCGCAAUCAAAGAGCGAUCUCAGCGCGAGAUUGCUGGAACGAUCUAUGCCAUCGACCAGCUUGAGGAUGCAGAGCGGGUUGCUGCUGACAGCGAGGCGAGGAAGGACGAUGUUGUUCUCGUCCCUGCAGACGAGCGCUUUCCACGGAUGUUUUUGGGACCUGAAGAGGUCAAGGGGGAUGUCGAGGACAAACGAGUGGCAGUCGUCAUCAGCGCAUGGCCGCAGUCCAGUGACUUUCCACGUGCAAGAUGGAGCCGGGAGCUGGGCAAGAUUGGAGACCUCAGCACAGAGACCCAGGUAAUCCUGUUGGAGCACAGCGUGAAGGACGAGCCGUUCACAGAGGAAGUGCUGAAAUGUUUGCCACCCGCCAACUUCACCGUGCCGAAGGAGGAGGUGGAAAAGCGGCUGGACCUCCGGGGUCUUUGCAUCUUCUCCAUCGACCCACCAGGUUGUGAAGAUGUCGACGAUGCGCUGUCGUGCGUGAAGCUGGACAAUGGGAACUUCGAGGUUGGCGUGCACAUUGCAGACGUGACGCACUACGUGAAGCCUGGCACGGAGCUGGAUCGCGAGGCGGCAGAGCGAUCCACCUCCGUGUACUUGGUGGAUCGGCGCGUGGACAUGCUGCCCAGAUUGCUCACAACAGAUAUUUGCUCGCUGCGCUGUGACGGCAAGGACAGGCUGACUUUUUCGGCCAUCUUCGAAAUGACCCCGGAGGCUGAAGUGGUCAACACCACUUUCGCCAAGGGUGUCGUGAACUCCCGUGCCGCACUCUCCUACAAGGAGGCCCAGGAGCGGCUGGACGCCAAGAGCGAGGACGAGAUCGGCCAGGCGAUCCAGAACCUGGCGGCGCUGGCGAGGAAGCUUCGCGCGCAGCGCUUCGAGGACG